This is a messenger RNA of Magnusiomyces paraingens, 606 nucleotides long. RefSeq lists its product as uncharacterized. The coding region runs from base 1 to 606 and encodes 201 amino acids. The transcript has a single exon. The record is from RefSeq and is a predicted model, not a curated record. NCBI's taxonomy places the organism in Eukaryota, Fungi, Ascomycota, Dipodascomycetes, Dipodascales, Dipodascaceae. Gene Ontology annotation, molecular function: NAD(P)H dehydrogenase (quinone) activity; FMN binding.
AUGGCUCCCAAGAUUGCUAUCAUCUACUACUCCACCUACGGUCACAUCCGUUCCCUCGCUCUCGAGGUCCAGAAGGGUGUCGAAGCUGCUGGCGGCAAGGCUGAUCUUUUCCAAGUUCCUGAGACUUUGACUCCUGAGGUUCUUGCCCUUCUCCAUGCUCCUCCUAAGUCUGAAGACCCAAUUGCUACUACUGAGACUUUGGAGCAAUACGAUGCCUUUUUGUUUGGUAUUCCCACCCGUUUCGGUAACUUCCCUGCUCAAUGGAAGGCAUUCUGGGAUGCUACUGGUGGUCUCUGGGCUUCCGGUGCUCUUUACCAAAAGUACGCUGGUGUUUUCGUUUCUACUGGCACUCCCGGUGGUGGCCAGGAGGUCACUGUUCUUAACUCAAUCUCUGUCUUGACCCACCACGGUAUUAUCUACGUUCCUUUGGGCUACAAGAACACCUUUGGUCUUCUUACCAACCUUGAGGAGGUUCAUGGUGGAUCUCCUUGGGGUGCUGGUUCUUUUGCUGGCGCUGAUGGUUCUCGCCAGCCCUCUGCUCUCGAGAAGGAGGUUGCCCAGAUCCAGGGUAAGACUUUCUACGAGACUGUCUCCAAGGCUUUUUAA